This is a messenger RNA of Colius striatus (speckled mousebird), 8441 nucleotides long. RefSeq names its product zinc finger CCCH-type containing 12C (gene ZC3H12C). The transcript has 7 exons. The record is from RefSeq and is a predicted model, not a curated record. NCBI's taxonomy places the organism in Eukaryota, Metazoa, Chordata, Aves, Coliiformes, Coliidae. Bases 1 to 2868 code for a protein of 955 amino acids. Gene Ontology annotation, cellular component: nucleus; cytoplasmic ribonucleoprotein granule. Gene Ontology annotation, molecular function: mRNA binding; metal ion binding; RNA endonuclease activity.
AUGACCCCGUGUCCCUCGGCCGCCCCCAUCGAAGGCCGCCGCGAGGAUCGCGCCGUGUGGCUUCCUCUGACGGAUUCCGUCGCGCCCCGGCAGCAGGGGCAUGUGGCGGCCGGCGAGGUGCAAGCGCCCUUGCCGCCGCUCCUCCCGCCCGCAGCGGCGGACCGGAGCGGGGCGGGCCUGGCCGCGCUGCACUGCGGACGGCGGGCGCCGACCGGCGGGCUGCAGGAAUACGGAACACUUUAUAUUCAGGAAUACAAGAAAAAGAGCAAAGUGGAGUCAAGUACAUGCAGCAGCUUCAUGGGCUUAAAGGAUCAUCUGGGGCAUGACUUAGGCCACCUUUACGUGGGGAGCACUGGCACACAAAUAAAUGCAAUUGUACCCUGGUCAAUGGCGGAGAAGCCAACGAUGGAUAAGGUUAAUUCUAGGAAAGAAGAUGUAGACAAGGAGGUAUCUGAAGAGACUUCUGGAAGCUCCAGCUGUGACUCUGAAGAAAGCACUAAUUCUGAUAAUGAUUCUGAGAGACUGAACAAUUCUGCAUCCAAAUCACUGUUAUUGCCUAAGACUCACCGACAGCUGUGCCGAUCUCCUUGCUUAGAGCCUCAUAUACUAAAAAGAAAUGAAAUCUUGCAAGACUUUAGGAUAGAAGAGGCUCAGAUAGUAUCUAAGGAAGUCAAAAAGCCCCCUGAUGUGGUGAAAGAAUAUCAAACCAAACUGGAGUUUGCACUUAAGUUGGGUUACUCUGAGGAGCAGGUUCAACUUGUACUAAAUAAACUUGGUACUGAUGCUUUAAUAAAUGAUAUUUUGGGAGAACUUGUCAAACUUGGGAAUAAAACUGAGACUGAUCAGACAACUAAUACUAACACUAGUGUAAUGCGGGAAGCGUCUUCCAUAGAGUCUCAGAGGUCCGAGUCUCCGCUGCAGGAGGAUGUGACGGAGGAUGGUGACAACCUGAGACCAAUAGUUAUUGAUGGCAGCAAUGUUGCAAUGAGCCACGGGAACAAAGAAGUAUUUUCUUGUCGAGGAAUCAAGUUGGCAGUAGACUGGUUUCUGGAAAGAGGCCACAAGGAUGUUACUGUGUUUGUGCCAGCGUGGAGAAAAGAACAGUCAAGACCUGAUGCUCUUAUCACAGAUCAAGAAAUCCUGCGUAAGUUAGAAAAGGAGAAGAUUCUGGUGUUCACACCCUCGCGCCGAGUGCAAGGCAGAAGGGUGGUGUGCUAUGAUGACCGCUUUAUAGUGAAGUUGGCCUUUGAGUCAGAUGGCAUCAUUGUUUCUAAUGAUAACUACAGGGAUCUAGCUAAUGAAAAGCCUGAAUGGAAGAAGUUCAUAGAUGAACGCUUGCUGAUGUAUUCAUUUGUUAAUGACAAAUUUAUGCCUCCUGAUGAUCCUCUUGGCCGCCACGGUCCAAGUCUGGACAAUUUUCUUAGGAAGAAGCCUAUUGUGCCAGAACAUAAGAAGCAACCGUGUCCAUACGGGAAGAAAUGUACCUACGGACACAAAUGCAAAUACUAUCAUCCAGAAAGAGGAAAUCAGCCUCAGCGAUCUGUAGCUGAUGAACUUCGUGCCAUGUCUAGAAGCACAGCUGCCAAAACUACAAGUGAAGGAGGACUGGUAAAAAGCAAUAGUGUUCCCUGUAGUACUAAAAACGACAGCACUUCUGAGCUGAAGCGUGCUGCUCCAAAGAGGCAAUCGGAUCCUAGUAUAAGGACUCAAGUCUAUCAAGACUUGGAGGAAAAGCUUCCCACCAAAAACAAAUUGGAAACCAGGUCUGUACCCUCUUUAGUUAGUAUACCAAGUUCCUCUGCUGCAAAACCCCAAAGUACUGCACCUUUAACUAACGGCCUUCCAUCCGGAGUUCACUUCCCACCUCAGGAUCAAAGACCACAGGGACAGUAUCCCACAGUGAUGAUGGCAACCAAAAACCACGGAACGCCGAUGCCUUACGACCAGUAUCCCAAAUGCGAGUCUCCUGUGGACGUAGGGUAUUACUCCAUGCUGAGUGCGUAUUCGAACCUAAGCGUGUCAGGUCCGCGUAGUCCCGAGAGACGCUUCUCGCUGGACACGGACUAUCGGAUCAGCUCUGUAGCUUCCGACUGCAGCAGCGAAGGGAGCGUUAGCUGCGGCAGUAGCGAUUCCUACGUGGGCUACAGCGAUCGCUCCUACAUGAGUUCACCCGACCCGCAGCUGGAGGAGAACUUGAAGUGCCAGCACAUGCACCCUCACGGCCGCCUUAACACUCAGCCUUUCCUGCAGAGCUACCACGAGCCUCUCGCACGAGUGCAGAACUAUAACCACGAAGAACCAAAGCAUCACCACAAACCUCCGAUCCCUUACAUGGCUGUGCACCUGCAGCAUCCCGCCGUCAGUGCUCGCUCUAGUUGCCCGAAUGACUACUCCACGUCAGGGAGCUCGUCGCACGCCAAGGCGGUGCACCUGGGGCGAGCCCUCGUCUCCACGAGGGUCGAUAGCAUCUCAGACUCACGCCUCUACGAGAACUCUCCCUUAAGACACAGGAAGCCUUAUUCUGGCCAAGACGGGCUCGGCAGCUGGGACAGGCAGAGUUACGGGAUGGAGGCGUAUGGCUACCGCCAGACCUACUCCCUGCCAAACAACCCCACGCAGCCGUGUUACGAGCAGUUUGCCUUCCAAAGCUUACCCGAGCAGCAGGACCAGACCUGGCGCGUACCGUACUGUGGGAUCCCUCAAGACCCUCCGAGGCACCAAGACACCCGGGAGAAGGUUUACAUUAACCUGUGUAACAUCUUCCCCCCCGACCUUGUGAGGAUCGUCAUGAAGAAGAACCCUCACGUGACGGACGCGCAGCAGCUCGCUGCAGCCAUCUUAGUGGAAAAAUCUCAGCUAGGUUAUUGAGAGAUGAUGCAUCUUUGUGGUGUCUAGUAGUUUUCAGCUCAGCUCUAAUGCUGAGGGAGGUUUGCUACAAUAGCAUUUGGGAUCUCCUUCUCAGCAAGGAGGUUAUAUAGUAAUCCGUUUAUGUGAAAUACUGUAUCAUGGAGUCUGUAUGUGUAGCCCCAUGCAUUGGAAGUACCAGAUACGUUUUGCGUUCUAGUUUGAAAUUUUUUAAAUGGCUAUUUUCACAGCUGGAGAAAUGUUCCAGUUUAAAUUAAUAUAUAUAUAUAUAUAUUUAAAAAAUAAUAAAAACCUGUGGUCUCUGGUUAUAAUCUUUGGUGCAUCAGGGGUUUAUAUGCAGCACUUUCUAUCCCUGUUACCCGUUGUUUUUGGUUUUUAACUUGCUGGAUGUUUGUCCUUGGGCUGUGUGGUGUUGAGGCAACCUGCAGAAAGAGGAUUGCGCUACUUCUGGCAGGCAGCUUUCAGGACGAGUUUUUGAACUUUUUGCACCACCAUGAGUAUGUAUGUUUGUUUGUUUGUUUGUGAGCUUUUGUGUGUGUGCUAUAAUCAUCUAUUUAUAGGAAACAAAGAUUUACUACAGCACUGACUUCAUUUUUUUUAAAAAACAAGUAAUUAAGUUACCAGUUAUCAGUGAAAUGGGUAACAAUAUAACGGUAAUUUAUAGUAUGGCACUUUUCAUUGCUUGCUUUGUUUUGUUUAAAUGGUUAUGUGUUUUGUUGAUGCAGCCAAUUAGUAAAAUCAGAUGCAAUCAGAGGAAGAAAAAAAAUACCUUUUUUUUCCUUACUCAUUUAUGGAUGAGGUAAAAACCCUAUUGCCUGAUUUUUAAAGGCGCUGAGAAUUUGCAGCCCCCCUGAAAGCCAACAUAAGCUGCAAAUGCUCAGAGCCUCUUCCCCAGACCCAGGCCUCCCUGUUUCAGUUUUUGUGUCUUGUUACCCAGCUUCCUGUGUUUCUGAUCAGUAAAAGGGCGCCUGAAAUCACAGGGUUCCAUUUAGUUGUUUUAUGUGCUUUUCCUUUGUAUUGCUGCACAAGUGUACUGGAUAAAAUACGCUUUUCAUAAAAUAUUUACCUGUUUUUAAAUGAAUUUAAUUAUCUCAAUGCAAGUUUUGUAUUUAAGAUACUGUUUGAUUUUUCUUGCUAUUUAUCAAGGCUGGCCUGAAAAGGUUUUGUGUGUUGAGAAUAUGCAACAUUUAUUAACUGCACUAUGGUAAUGAUAUUGUAGCUCAAAAUAAUAACUUAAACUUUUAUCUUUUUUUUUUUUCCCCUUUCUUUCUGUUUCUGUUGAGGAGGGGAGGGUUGCAGGCAGAGAAGCUACCCUGUGUGUUCCUGAAGUUAGUUUUUGGCCUGUUGCAUUGUGUAGGCCUCACUCUCGCCACAAAUAGUGUAGUUUUAGAAACAGACAGAGUCUGUUUUAGUAUUAGAAAGGGAUAUUUCUGGUUUUAAGUCAUGGGUUUUACUAGCAUUUAUAUAUAUAUAUAUAUAUAUAAUAGAAAUAGAUUUUGCAAUUCACGUCAGAUGUACUUAUGUGACUGACUGCUGACAGUUUUAGGUUUCCAUCCAUUGUAACAAAGUUCAGUGUUAAAAACAAAAUCACUGGUUUACGCUGUUUACUAUCACUGAUAGUUUUGGUACACUUGCUGGCAUUUAAAGUAAGGCCCUGAAGAACCAGAAAGUACCUUUUACUGUUGAUACAAAUUGUAUCUUUUUAACUGAGAACUAUUUUGAUUUGUAGAUUUAGUGGAAACACAGAUAUAAGCAUAACUAGUCUUUUGGGCAACAUUUUAUCCCUUAUUUAAAAAGUAGAGAUUUCAGUCAUAUACUAGACCUAGGUGAGUAAAACUAGAUAUUUAUUUAGGUGUCUGUCUCAGUUUCACGUGUUAAAAAGAAAAGAGAAACUAUUGGCAUCUUCUUCCUUCUAAAAUCUUUGUAGUGGGAGCUCACUAAAAUAAAGGUAAAAUGCUGCCUGAAAAUGAUGUCCAAGCACCUUUGAACAUGAAGAUGUUUUCACUACCCGUGCGACACCGUGUGUUGCAGCGAGUAGGGUUUGGGUAUACAGUAAAUGCUUCUAAAGAGCAUUGUGCUUAUAGACAUAUCCAAUAAUCUGAACCAUGUUCAGCAAACCAAUUCAGGAGGUGUAGUGCUCUUGCAGCUCCCGCCGCUGAUGCGCUGCGGGAUCUGCCAUCGCCCGGCCCUGCGGCGAUACCAGAGGGGCUCUACGCUGUCUGUCCUACCUUGUCUGUUCAGGGAGAGGACCUCUCUGUCACCUCUGGCAACAGUUUUUCCCUGGAUUUGGUUGGUUGCCAUCCGUAGAGCAUGUUUUAAUGUAGAGAUCGAUGCAGCGCUGACGCCGAGGUUUGGACUGGGAAAUGGGUCUCGUCUUAGUUGUACACUAAGAUUGGGGUUUUUUUAAUUGAAUUACACUCAAGUACUACACCAUAGUGUAGAUGCAGCUGUUCUAAUAAUGCAAUGAUUCUAUUUGUGUUUGUAAUGGGUUUCUAUUUUUAUGUAGGAAUUUACUUCUGCCAAAAGCUGAAUUCCGUUAAGCGUGAACAGAAGCGCGCGUGUGUUUGUGUGUGUGUGUAAUAGAGGUGUUGUGUCUUUCUCCCUGUCACAUGAGCAUCAGAAUGCGUCCCACCCUGCACAUGUAGCAGUCUGGCCCUGAGUAUUGGAUCAGCAGGCUUAGCCACCUUGGUAAACCACUGCAAGGAGCCCCGUGGGACUGUGCUGCAGCACCCAGACCUGGGUUUAUCGGUAUUGAUUGCCUCCCUGUGUGUUUAAGGCAGUGUUGAAUCCUUGAAAGCGUGGGGAUUGCUAGAGGGUCUUUGUAAUAGGUUCUGUGCUUUGUACUUAAGCACUGAAAAUGCUUUAAAAGUAUAAGAAUAGGAGUAAUUUGGUGGGGUUUAAUGUUGUGCAAUGAUGUGCCAGUUCCUCUUAGACUCUUAUGUUGGGUAAAACAAAUUUACUGUGGACAAAAUAUUGGUCUUGAUAGUUCCCCUGGUUUUGCUGUGAUAGUAGGAAUGAGGAGUUGUGCAUCAGCUCUUCCACAAUGAAGACAACAGUCUAUGUUUAACAGCCUUUAGAAAGAACACCAGUAACAAACACAAGCACAACGACAGUGGUCGAAGACUACAUUUGUCAAUGUAAUUGUUGUGGUGCAAAUAACCAAACUGUAACAUCCCACGCAACUCAGUACAGGUGGUUCCACGGCACUGUCUGUGCCCCAUGGCACAGAAAGCCCGUAGUUUCAGAUCCAAUCCCAAGCUAUUAUAGCCACAUCAGCAGAUAGACAGACAGUAUUUUCAACACACAUUAGGCAUCUGCACACACUUGUUUUGUGUGCAGCAAUUUAGAGUUUUUAAAUAUGUCCCAUGGAUCCCUAACUGAGCUAAAUGUGCCCAGGCUCUGACAGUGUUAAUCGCUUUGUUGUGCUUUUUGUGCUUUUAAAUGCACACCUAUGUGUGUAUGAGUGCUUGGCAAGCGUGUGCUUGGCUGCUGCUAGUAGUCUGAGAUAACAUCGUAUCUGUUUAGCUGUCCUAUUUUCUUUGGCAUGUCUGAACUGUAGUUUGGUCCCUUCACUGCAAAAUAGCCCUGGGCAGUGUCAGAAUCCUACUGUGGUGGUGGUGACACCCCAAAACGAAGGUGUGCUGGGCUGCUGCAGCCCACCAAGGGUGCUUGGGCAGCCUCAGAGCGCGUGGGCUGUUGUUGAGCUAUUGGUGAUCUUUUGCUGUGAAACUUGUAGCUAAUGGGGAAUUCUUUUCCAAAAAAUAUCAAAGCUCUGUCGGUGUAAAGCAGUUACCUCGCUCGGAAGGGAGGGCUGGGGAUGUUUGCCCCGGCAGGGUGGGCGCCGAGGGGCCAAUGCCUCAGCUGAGCGAUACCGCAGCAGCUUGCUGCAGUCAGAGACUACCAAAACAUUUCUCUAUCAGUUGAUGGUGUGACCAAGGGAUUUUCGGUGUGUAAAGCUUGAAACAUUGAGACACAAUGCUUUCAUAAUCUCUGGAGUGUUUCGUAAAAUACCCAACUGACUUUUCCUUGCUACUGAAAAUUUAUAAUGCUGUGCAAUUAAAGAGACCAUUUUUUAAAAGAUGAAACAAUAAUUUAGAAGUUAUUUAUUUUGAUUUACAGUGUGACUCUUGCUAAUUUAUUCCUUGCAUUAUAAGGCCGUGGUGGAGCGCUGUUUAUAUUUUUUAUUUAUCACAGGAACUAAAACUGCUGAGAAGAAGAAACAAUAGAUUUAAACUUAAAUCAAAACUCCAUGGCCUUGUUUUGUUUUUCAUAAAAGGGCUGAGGUUUUAUAAAUGUCAAAUCACGCGUUUUACAUACUUUGUAAAUUAUAGAGAAGUGUAGUUUUUAAGAAUUUUGAUCAAAUUCAAUGUGUAUGUGCACGUUGUUUAGACUGUGUAACUAAUCCCAAACCAUUCUGUGCUAAGUUCCAGUGAACUUUUUCCUAGGCAACGUGAGAGAUGUUCAGACUUCAUCUUUAGACAUUCUAGAACACAGUUCAUCUAUCUCAAGGUUUCAUUGGAAACUGAUGAUCCAGUCACCUAAUCCCAGGUGGAAUGUCUGUUUUUGUGUGAGCCAUCCGAGGUGGCACACCACUGCAUCAGGAAUAUGUAGGAGGUCUUGAUAAAGGCACUGUCAAACACACAGAGGUGUUCAUAGUUACCAGUGUGCUUUAAACAGUUUUCCAGCUUCCAUUUUCAGGUCUUAAAGGGUUGUCAUAACUUGUGCUGAAGUGUUUGUUACUGUCAGCCCUUUCACCUAAAUGACUGCAAUAGUUCUUGUCCCCUCCUCAGGCAGAAUGGCUGUGGAGGGCCCAGUCUCCCUAGCACUCAUAUGCCUGCCUAACUGCAGCACAAGCACUCAAUGUGGGCCAAAUCCAGUGGUGUGGGAGAAGACUUGAGUAACACUGCCACGUGUGUAAGUGCGGGAGGGCUGAGGCCUUGAGGAGCACAGCUGGGGGGCUGUCUGCUCCCAGAAAGAAGCGAGAUCUCACUGGUGCUGACAGGCCGCUCGGCCAGGGUUGGACUUUGUAGGAACACCUACUAACCGAAUCGCCUCAGAUGUUUAAGCACACCCAUCCUCAGUGUCUUAGUGGUGUAACAGUCUGCCUUGAAAAACACAACCUCUCUACUUUUUGUACAACUACCUUUCUUUGGUUUCAGAUGCAGUCUUAAUUUACCAUGUUAGGUGGUCUGGUUGCUUACUUUUUAUUUAUCUGAAUGGCUUCAUAAUGAAAGUGAUAUUUAAAAACUGUUUUACCAGCAUAUUACAGAAUAUCCUGCAAGGAAACAGAAAUGCAGGUACAGCAGCAAUAAUUGUGUAUUGUAGUUCUUUUCCCCCUCGUUAUCUCUUUACUGGUGUUGAGUAGGUGAGGUUUUAGUACUGUCCUGAACUCUGCUCCGGCAAAAACAUUAGUUAAAAAUAACGUUUGGACUACUUGAUAAAGUAAUUGUCAAACUGGGUUUUCGUUCCUUCACUGGUUGUUCUGUAUUAUAUCUGUGAUGUGACUAUUCACAUCUUAAAAACCACCUUCUGAACCGUACAAGAAAAACCAUGUACAUGGAGUCUUUUAGAGAAAA